GCGCCCCGCCCCCCGGGGACCGCCUUCUCCGAGGCCGUCGAGCGUCCCCCGCGGCGCCCUUCCCGACGUCCUGUGUCCCCCGCACCUUUUCAAACUGGUGGAUCCUGAAUAUGCCCAGUGUGUCGCGGCCGUGGGAGCCUGCCUCCUUGCGGAAGCACGUGCUGUAGCCCACAUACCUUG
This is a messenger RNA of Monoraphidium neglectum, 180 nucleotides long. RefSeq lists its product as hypothetical. NCBI's taxonomy places the organism in Eukaryota, Viridiplantae, Chlorophyta, Chlorophyceae, Sphaeropleales, Selenastraceae. The record is from RefSeq and is a predicted model, not a curated record. The transcript has a single exon. The annotation marks the transcript as partial.